Erigeron canadensis is the source of this 1882-nucleotide messenger RNA. Its product is annotated as protoporphyrinogen oxidase, mitochondrial. The transcript is spliced from 19 exons. Gene Ontology annotation, biological process: heme biosynthetic process. Gene Ontology annotation, cellular component: mitochondrial inner membrane. Gene Ontology annotation, molecular function: protoporphyrinogen oxidase activity, oxygen as acceptor. The record is from RefSeq and is a predicted model, not a curated record. Bases 42 to 1538 code for a protein of 498 amino acids. NCBI's taxonomy places the organism in Eukaryota, Viridiplantae, Streptophyta, Magnoliopsida, Asterales, Asteraceae.
UCACCCACAGAGAAGUUAUACCAAACCGAAACAACCCAACAAUGGCUUCUCCAACAACAACAACAGAUGAUAACAAAGAGAAAGCACCUGCUAAGAGAGUUGCAGUUGUUGGCGCCGGUGUCAGUGGGCUUGCGGCUGCAUAUAAGUUAAAACUACAUGGAAUAAAUGUCACUGUUUUUGAAGCCGGUGAGAUAGCCGGAGGGAAACUAAGAAGCAUUUCACAAAACGGUUUAAUAUGGGACGAGGGUGCCAAUACUAUGACUGAGAGUGAACCGGAUGUCAGCAGGUUGCUUGAUGAUCUUGGUCUUCGAGAUAAACAACAGUCUCCACUUUCCCAACAUAAGCGAUAUAUUGUAAGAAAUGGAAAACCGGUACUGGUACCUUCUAACCCCAUUGCACUGAUCCAAAGCAGUUUGCUUUCCACUCAAUCAAAGCUUCAAAUACUUUUGGAGCCAUUUUCAUGGAAGAAGAAGAACUCGUCUGAUACACAAGAAAGUGUUGGUGCUUUCUUUCAACGUCAUUUUGGGAAGGAGGUUGUUGAGUAUCUCAUUAAUCCUGUUGUUGCUGGAACAAGCGGUGGAGAUCCGGAGUCACUUUCUAUGCGCUAUUCAUUCCCUGAAUUAUGGGAUUUAGAGAGAAGGUUUGGUUCACUCAUUUCUGGGGCAUUUCAGUCUAUGAUCUCUUCUCGAGGCAGAAAAAAGAGUCCUUCAGGAAGCAGCAAGCGCAGGCGUGGCUCCUUUUCAUUUUUAGGUGGAAUGCAGACACUUACAAAUGCACUGAGCAAAGAAGUUGGACAACAUGAACUUAAUCUUCAAUCCAAGGUGCUUGAAAUGUCCUAUAGCUAUGAUGAUAACACUACUGGGAGUUGGUCGAUCUAUUGUGCUCCAGAUCAGAACAAACAAUUAAAUCAGCAACCUUUUGAUGCUGUGAUCAUGACUGCCCCACUUGGCAAUGUGAAAGAAAUGAAGAUUACAAAGACAGGAAGUCCGUUCCUGCUCAAUUUUAUACCUGAGCUUAGUUAUAUGCCAGUUUCAGUCAUAAUCUCUACAUUCAAGAAAGAGAAUGUGAAGCGGCCCCUUGAGGGAUUUGGAAUGCUUGUUCCUGCCAAGGAGCAGGAAAAUGGUUUGAAGACGUUAGGCACUCUCUUUUCUUCCAUGAUGUUUCCAGAUCGUGCCCCUGAAGACUUGUAUCUUUAUACCACCUUUGUUGGGGGAAGUCGAAACAAAGAACUGGCCAAUGCUUCGAGGGAUGAGUUGAAGCAGAUAGUAACUUCUGACCUCAGACAGUUGCUUGGAGCAGAGGGAGAGCCACAAUUUUUGACUCACUAUUACUGGAGCAAAGCAUAUCCAUUGUACGGGCGUGACUAUGGCUUAGUUAUGGAAGCAAUUGAGAAGAUGGAAAGAGAGCUACCUGGUUACUUUUAUGCGGGUAACCACAAAGGAGGACUUGCAGUUGGAAAAGCAAUAUCCUCUGGAUGCAAAGCAGCCGAAUCUGUGAUUUCAUAUUUGGAUUCAUAUUCCGAUGAGAAGCGUUGCUAGAUGUUGUGUGCAAGACUUUUCAGGUACGUGUACAUCUCAAGAAGUUUUCUUUCAAUCGGGAUUGGAUAAAUAUGGCGAAAAAAUAGUGUGGCUUUUUCCGGUGUCUUUGAAUGUAGUCGAAGGACUAAGCUUUAGUUACUUUUAUAAUGCAAUAAUAAUGGAUCAAAGUGUUGUAGAAAUUGAUCGUUCCGGAUGAUGUUAAACAUUGCAAAAUGUUGUAACAAAACAUGGGGCUCGGGUUUUGCUUAAUUUGCAUCUGUAACAAAGGCUCGCCAUUUUUGAGUAUACUUUUAACUAUCUGUCUCAACCAAAUAGUUUAAAUAAACGUGCUUGAAUUAGUUGUA